Molecule: messenger RNA, 1167 nt
Organism: Parastagonospora nodorum SN15
Lineage: Eukaryota; Fungi; Ascomycota; Dothideomycetes; Pleosporales; Phaeosphaeriaceae
Exons: 5
Coding region: 1-1167 (388 amino acids)
Biological process (GO): pyrimidine nucleotide-sugar transmembrane transport
Cellular component (GO): Golgi membrane
Molecular function (GO): UDP-galactose transmembrane transporter activity
Source: RefSeq, a predicted model, not a curated record
AUGGCUCGCGCAUCCAGCGCGUCGCUGGGCGGCGUGUCGAUGAAGCAUUUAUCGCUGGUGACUGUACGACUUCCUGCUAUAUUUCGGGGGCUCACGUUCCAGAACUCGGCGCUCAUUCUGCGGUAUCAUACCAGCACGAGUGUGUUUCUGAAUGAGGUCAUUAAGUUGGGGAUUAGUUUGACCAUGGCGCUGCACGAGAUGUCGCAAACACUACCAACGAACACGACGAUAGCAACGCUAUGCUCCACCCUUGCGACCGCGAUUGUGAGCAACGAGAGCUGGAAACUCGCGAUUCCGGCUGUGUUGUAUACGAUUCAGAAUACGCUGCAGUACGUGGCUGUCAGUAAUCUAGACGCAGCGACGUUUCAGGUUACAUACCAGCUGAAGAUUCUCACGACGGCGAUUUUCAGUGUGGUGAUGCUGGGGCGAUCGCUGUCGCCGCGGAAAUGGGUUUCGUUGCUGCUGUUGAUUGUGGGAGUGUCGAUUAUACAAGUCCCGCAACAAGAAGCUGCGCCAGUGGUCGCAGGGUCGAAGGUUCUGGGUAACAUUGUUGCUCGGUCUGCGUCGUACGAGGGCAUUGAUGCGGAUCACACUGCGCAGACACCUCAUAUGGACCGUCGGGUCGGUCUCCUCGCUGUCCUGGUCGCAUGCGCUCUCUCUGGCCUUGCGGGCGUCACAUUCGAAUACGUCCUGAAGAACUCGACCACGGCCAAGAACACGACGCUGUGGGUGCGCAACUGCCAGCUGUCAUUCUGGUCACUCUUCCCAUCCCUAUUCCUAGGCGUUAUAUGGAAAGAAGGCGCCGAAAUAUCCCAAACAGGCUUCUUCGCCGGCUACAACUGGGUGGUGUGGCUGGCCAUUCUCUUCCAAGCAGCCGGCGGAGUGAUAGUUGCGCUGGUCAUCAACUACGCAGACAACAUUGCCAAGAACUUCGCGACGAGUUUCUUCAUCGGUACCUGCGUCGUACUGGCAGCAACGUACCUUUACACCAAGCCAGACCGAGCGCCGCCUCAGCAGUACGUCAAGUUGGCGGAUCUGGAAGAGGCUGUUAGUCCGCCUGCGAUGCAGUAUGGCGAUCCGUUUAAUAGUCUGGGAAAGGCGUUGGACGACUCGGUGCCGGUCAUACCGACGAAAGAUGUUGGGUUCCAGUCCAAGCGGGAUGCAUAA